This is a messenger RNA of Yamadazyma tenuis ATCC 10573, 647 nucleotides long. Lineage: Eukaryota; Fungi; Ascomycota; Pichiomycetes; Serinales; Debaryomycetaceae. The record is from RefSeq and is a predicted model, not a curated record.
UUACUUUCCAAAAGAAUGGGAUGGUUCGGAGGAAAUACCGUGAAAUCUACACCGGUAACACAAGUACCAGAGGGAAAUCCCCAGAAGUUUCUAGAAGAUCUUCCACCCAAGUUCGAGGACCAAGGAGAUGUUCCAGGUGAUGCCAGUGACCAGUCGAUGUACGAAGGUGCCCUCAGUCAAGUGAGGCUUGCCGAUGUAAAACCACUGACGUACAUUGGAAUGCCGUGCUUUCGAGAAGCCAUGAUGACCGGGUUCCAGGCCAUGGCGGUGCUAGGUGGGGUGACGUUUUUGAUCCAUAAGAACCCCAAUAAAUCGUUGAACUGGGGUGUUUGCGGAUUUUUCUUAGGAAAUAUCGUCGGGUGGGAGCAGUGCCGGUCGAUUCGAAGAAAGUCGUUUGAGACCGUUGAGAAGGCUAGGCAGGUGAAGCAACAAAAGAACGAACAGAAGUGGGAGGAUAAAGCUUCCAAUACCAAAGACGAGAGACUCGAGAAAUGGAGACAAGUCCAGGAACACUACGAGAGUAAGAAGAAGUAGAUAAUGUACAUAGAGCACCGCUUGUUAGGACCGUCAAUACACAGGCGUCGUAUCGUCCAGGUAUACAUUUCACUAAUUCUUGUAAAGUACCUAUUGGUGCACCUGUGAAAAAU